Messenger RNA from Cynocephalus volans (Philippine flying lemur), 1092 nucleotides. It is a transcript of the gene AGTR2, whose product is annotated as angiotensin II receptor type 2. Gene Ontology annotation, molecular function: angiotensin type II receptor activity; C-C chemokine receptor activity; C-C chemokine binding. Gene Ontology annotation, cellular component: membrane; external side of plasma membrane. The transcript has a single exon. Gene Ontology annotation, biological process: positive regulation of cytosolic calcium ion concentration; calcium-mediated signaling; immune response. Bases 1 to 1092 code for a protein of 363 amino acids. The record is from RefSeq and is a predicted model, not a curated record. Lineage: Eukaryota; Metazoa; Chordata; Mammalia; Dermoptera; Cynocephalidae.
AUGAAGGGCAACUUCUCCCUUGCCACCAUCAGCAAAAACAUUACCAGCAGUCUUCACUUUGACCCUGUGAACAUCUCUGGCAGCAAUGAGUCUACCUUUAGCUGCUCACAUAAACCAUCAGAUAAGCAUUUAGAUGCGAUUCCUGUUCUCUACUACAUUAUUUUUGUGAUUGGAUUUCUUGUCAAUGUUGUUGUGGUUACUCUGUUUUGUUGUCAAAAGGGUCCUAAAAAGGUUUCCAGCAUUUACAUCUUCAAUCUGGCUGUGGCUGACUUACUCCUUUUGGCUACUCUUCCUCUCUGGGCAACCUAUUAUUCUUACAGAUAUGACUGGCUCUUUGGACCUAUGAUGUGCAAAGUUUUUGGUUCUUUCCUGACCUUGAACAUGUUUGCAAGCAUUUUUUUUAUCACCUGCAUGAGUGUUGAUAGGUACCAAUCAGUCAUCUACCCCUUUCUGUCUCAAAGAAGAAAUCCCUGGCAAGCAUCCUAUAUAGUUCCCCUUGUUUGGUGUAUGGCCUGUCUGUCCUCACUGCCAACAUUUUAUUUCCGAGAUGUCAGAACCAUUGAAUACUUAGGAGUGAAUGCUUGCAUUAUGGCUUUCCCACCUGAAAAAUAUGCCCAGUGGUCAGCUGGGAUUGCCUUAAUGAAAAAUAUCCUUGGUUUUAUUAUCCCUUUAAUAUUCAUAGCAACAUGCUAUUUUGGAAUCAGAAAACACUUACUGAAGACCAAUAGCUAUGGGAAGAACAGAAUAACCCGUGACCAAGUCCUGAAGAUGGCAGCUGCUGUUGUUCUGGCAUUCAUCAUUUGUUGGCUUCCCUUCCAUGUUCUGACCUUCCUGGAUGCUCUGGCCUGGAUGGGUGUCAUUAAUAGCUGUGAAGUUAUAGCAGUCAUUGACCUGGCACUUCCUUUUGCCAUCCUCCUGGGAUUCACCAACAGCUGCGUUAAUCCCUUUCUGUAUUGUUUUGUUGGAAACCGGUUCCAGCAGAAGCUCCGCAGCGUGUUUAGGGUUCCAAUUACUUGGCUUCAAGGCAAGAGAGAGAGGGUGUCUUGCCGGAAAAGCAGUUCUCUUAGGGAAAUGGAGACCUUUGUGUCUUAA